AUCGCCGGAGAUGCAGCCCAUUCCCGAUUGCCAGGCUGUACCUUCUUUGCUUUUGCCCGCCCAUAUCCAAAGGAAGUUUUACACAGAAUAAUCAAAGUAGAUAUCUACUCUGGCCCGUGGAGAGUCUGUCCCGUCGUCCACCCGCGGAGAAAGCCCAGUACGGGCAAUUGCCACAAUAUUGCCCGAGAUGUCACCUAUGUUCGUCUCUACUAAGAAAACCAGAAAAGUAGACCAUAUAAUAGAAAGUUCUGCUAGCAAAUAUUGUGCAGUUGACUUUGAGAUUUGACGUCGCUCGCCUCGCUGAAGGCUAAUAUCACAGUUCGGAAAAAUGCAUUUACCGAGCGGAGCAGGGGUGGAAUCGUCGACCCUUCCAGACAUUCCAAACAGCAUUUACAACGGCAACGGCUUCAACAUUGCUGGAGACGCCGUGCAUAGCGACGGAAACAUUGAAAUAUGCACUCCACGAAAGAAAAUCGUAAUUGUUGGGCUGGGCAUGGUUGCUCUCUCAUUUAUUGAGAAAAUUAUUAAAUUAGAUGCCAAAAAGCGACAGUAUGAUAUUGUCGUUAUUGGCGAAGAGCCCCAUGUGGCCUAUAAUCGAGUCGGGCUCACAUCAUUUUUCGAGCAUCGUGUGGUCGAGCAAUUAUAUUUGAACCCGAAAGAAUGGUAUGGGUCAUUCGAGGAUGGUUCUUUGAAUUAUCACCUGAAUACCAGGGUUGAAGAAGUCCUUCCCGACCAAAAGACGGUCAGAACAUCCACCGGUGAUUCGGUCUCAUACGACAUCUUAGUCCUAGCAACAGGAUCCGAUGCAAUCCUUCCAAGCCAUACUCCCGGCUAUAAUGCCAAUGGAGUAUUUGUUUACAGGACAAUCUCCGACCUUCAGAGGCUCAUGGAGUUUGCCUCGAGGCAUAAAGACACGACAGGUGUUGUUAUCGGAGGUGGUUUGCUCGGCCUCGAAGCUGCUCAUGCGAUGAUGAGUCUGAACGCAUUCAAAAGUGCGAAGUUAAUCGACCGCAACAAGUGGGUAUUGGCAAGGCAAUUGGAUGCUGACGCAGGAUCCCUGGUGACGGACACCAUUCGCCAACUAGGUCUGGAAGUUAUGCUUCGAAAGCGUGUAGCGACCAUCAAUACAGACAGCAGCAACAAUGUUCAGGGAAUCACAUUCGAGGAUGGCAAAUCUAUCGAUUGUUCAUGUAUAUGUUUUGCAAUCGGUGUAACUCCCAGAGAUGAUCUUGGUCAAAAGGCCGGCAUAAGAUGUACCGAACGAGGAGGCUUCAUUGUCGAUUCAGGCUUGCGAACAUCAAUCCCUGAUAUCUACGCCAUCGGAGAGUGUGCAUCUUGGGAGAACCAAACAUUCGGCAUUAUAGCCCCUGGAAUCGAGAUGGCAGACGUAUUAUCCUUCAACAUCACGAAUCCAGAAAAGGCGCUGAAAGGUUUCGAUCGACCUGACUUGAGCACAAAACUCAAGCUCUUAGGCGUGAACGUGGCGAGCUUCGGCGACUUCUUCGCCGACAGAGAUGGACCAAGGUUUCUUCCUGGAAGACGGUCAUCAAAGCUUAAACCCGUGGAAAAUGGCAGAAGAAGCCCAACUCCACCAACCAAGGGUCCCUUGGUGAAGGCUCUAACUUACAAAGAUCCAUUCAGUGCUGUGUAUAAGAAGUACCUUUUUACCAUGGAUGGAAAAUACUUACUUGGCGGAAUGAUGAUUGGAGAUACCAAUGAUUAUGUGAAAUUGAACCAGAUGGUCAAAAGUCAGAAAGAGCUGGAGGUUCCACCGAGCCAGUUUAUUCUCGGCACCCAGAACGGGGGAGAGGAGAACGCUGACGACUUGGACGAUGACACUCAGGUGUGCUCAUGCCACAACGUUACCAAACGCGACGUGGUUGAUAAAGUAAAGGAGGAGAGCUGCAAAACAAUCGCCGAUGUCAAAUCAUGCACAAAGGCGGGGACUGGAUGCGGUGGCUGUAUGCCUCUCAUCCAAUAUAUCUUCAACAACACAAUGAAAGAAAUGGGCAAGGAAGUUUCGAAUCAUUUAUGUUCUCACAUCCCAUACUCCCGAGCCGACCUCUACAAUAUUGUGUCCGUCAAGCAGUUGAAAACGUUUGUGGACAUAAUGCAGGCAGUAGGUAAAGUUCCAGAUUCUCUAGGAUGUGAGAUAUGCAAGCCAGCUAUCGGAUCUAUUCUCGCAAGCAUGUACAACCGUCAUGUUCUGGAUAAGCCAGUCCGUGACCUCCAAGAUACAAACGACAGGUUUCUUGCGAAUAUACAGAGGAAUGGAACAUUCUCCGUCGUCCCUCGCGUUGCGGGUGGAGAGAUUACGGCCGAUAGGUUAAUAACCAUUGGCCAAGUUGCAAAGAAAUACAACCUUUACUGCAAAAUCACUGGUGGGCAGCGAAUCGACAUGUUUGGUGCCAAGAAGCAAGAUCUUCUCGAUAUUUGGACCGAACUUAUCAAUGCUGGAAUGGAAAGCGGCCAUGCUUAUGCGAAAUCUCUCCGAACAGUAAAGAGCUGUGUAGGAACUACAUGGUGUCGGUUUGGAGUUGGUGACAGCGUUGGAAUGGCAAUUCGCCUUGAGCAGCGCUACAAAAGUAUUCGGUCGCCACAUAAAAUCAAGGGCGGAGUUUCGGGAUGUGUGAGAGAAUGUGCGGAAGCGCAGAAUAAGGAUUUUGGUUUGAUUGCCACAGAAAAGGGAUUCAACGUCUUUGUCGGCGGUAAUGGUGGGGCAAAGCCGCGGCACUCAGAGCUACUAGCAAAGGAUGUUCCACCUGAUGAAGUCAUUUCUCUUCUCGACCGUUAUCUUAUAUUCUACAUACGAACAGCCGAUAAACUACAACGCACCGCCCGGUGGAUUGAGAAUCUUCCAGGCGGGAUUGACUACCUCCGCGAGGUUGUUAUUAAUGACAAGCUUGGUAUAUGUGCGGAACUAGAGCGGCAAAUGGAAGAGCUAGUAAGCUCUUAUUUCUGCGAGUGGGCCGAAACUAUUAAGGAUCCGGAAAGACGCAAACACUUUGAGCAAUUCAGUAACACCCCAGAAACUGUGGAUACCGUCGAGAUCGUUGAAGAGCGUGGGCAACAGAGGCCGACGUACUGGCCACAAGGUUCUGUCACGGAGAAUUUCAAGGGGCACCAAUGGUCGCAUGUCUCUUGGCAGCCAAUUCUCAAGAGCGAUCACUUCUCUGAAGAAAAGCCAGAGAUAUCGUCUGCCAAUGCUAAACGUGGCGACACACAGCUCGCAAUCUUCAAGAUCAAGGGCAAAUACUACGCAACACAGCAAAUGUGUCCACACAAGCGCGCGUUCGUGCUCUCGGAUGGUUUCAUUGGCGACACUGAUGCCGGAACUUACUGGAUCUCUUGCCCAUUAUGUAAACGAAAUUUCGAGCUCAAUGGGGAACAAGCCGGGCGAUGCACAAGCGAUGAGACGACCAGCGUCGCAACCUUUCCAGUUGAGGAACGCUAUGAUGGCUGGGUAUACUUGAAGCUGCCGCCCGUUGAAGAGCUUGAUGCGUUGCUUGGGACGGAGAAGUGGAAGGUGAGGAGGGAAGAAGCAGUGGAUCCGUUUGAGAAAGUCGAUAGGGUCUAUAGGAGCUUCAGGGGAAAGAAGGUCACUGAUAUUAAGGUUGAAAUAAUAGGGAAGCGUGCUACGGCACCUAGUGGGAUUGACUGGUAGUUAACAACUUUGUACGCAUAUUUGGUGUUCUUGGUUCAUCUGCACUACAUUUUAUACCCUCACAUAUGUAUUACUUCCACACUCGGCAAUUGAGCAAAAUGGGCAUGGUUGUAUGAUAUAACGUGACUAGAUAGAACAAUGAGACAGAGGUAGGAGAGGCAAAAACCUCUCGAAAUAUCAACCCGUAGCAAUCCAAUCAGUAUGAAUC
Pseudogymnoascus destructans is the source of this 3872-nucleotide messenger RNA. RefSeq lists its product as uncharacterized. Gene Ontology annotation, molecular function: nitrite reductase [NAD(P)H] activity; 2 iron, 2 sulfur cluster binding; heme binding. Bases 329 to 3664 code for a protein of 1111 amino acids. The record is from RefSeq and is a predicted model, not a curated record. Lineage: Eukaryota; Fungi; Ascomycota; Leotiomycetes; Thelebolales; Thelebolaceae. The transcript is spliced from 9 exons.